CCAUCUCCCACCUCCAACACACACACACCCUCACUUGUGUGCCUGCCUGGCUUGGUGGUUGUUCGUUCGGUCGGUCAGUGUUGUGGUCGGUUGUUUGGCGCACACGAGUGAGUGGGGAGAGUACUGGGAGAGGCCAACUGGAUCUCUCCUCGCGGGGCAUUUCAGGGUUAGUCUCUGAAGCCCUGUGUUCACCUGACUGCGCCUACUUGUCAUGUCUGAUAACGGUGAGCUGGAGGACAAACCCCCCGCCCCCCCUGUCAGAAUGAGCAGCACUAUCUUCAAGGACAACCAGUCGGCCAAUCACAGCUCCAAGCCUCUGCCCUCUGUGCCGGAGGAGAGGAAGUCCCGCAACAAGAUCAUCUCCAUAUUCUCGGAAAAAGGUGGACGGAAGAAAGACAAAGAUAAGGAGCGUCCGGAGAUUUCACCUCCCUCAGAUUUUGAACACACUAUUCAUGUCGGCUUCGAUGCGGUCACUGGCGAAUUUACAGGCAUGCCAGAGCAGUGGGCUCGACUGCUGCAGACCUCCAAUAUCACCAAGUCCGAGCAGAAGAAGAACCCACAGGCUGUGCUGGACGUUCUCAAGUUCUAUGACUCCGCUGGAGGCAAUGGCAGGCAAAAAUACCUCAGUUUCUCUUCCUCGGACAAAGAUGCACAGGCAAAGAAGGGCACAGAGCCUUCGCCGUCUAACAAAGACGAUGAUGAUGAUGACGAUGAUGAAGCGCCGCCUCCGAUUGUAGCACCACGUCCUGAGCACACCAGAUCAGUAUACACACGCUCCGUCAUAGACCCCAUCCCAGCGCCGGCCGCCAGCUCAGAUGAAGCCUCCAGAGGGGCCGACAGGCAGAAGGGCAAGAACAAGGGCAAGAUGACCGACGAGGAGAUUAUGGAGAAACUGAGGACCAUUGUCAGUAUUGGUGAUCCCAAGAAAAAAUACACAAGAUUUGAGAAAAUUGGACAAGGAGCAUCUGGCACUGUGUACACAGCCAUUGAUGUUGCUACGGGUCAGGAGGUGGCCAUCAAACAGAUCAACCUUCAGAAGCAGCCCAAGAAAGAGCUCAUUAUCAAUGAGAUUAUGGUGAUGAAGGAACUCAAGAACCCCAACAUUGUCAACUUUGUGGACAGUUUUCUGGUGGGUGAGGAGCUCUUUGUGGUGAUGGAAUAUCUCGCCGGCGGCUCGCUGACGGAUGUGGUGACGGAGACCUGCAUGGACGAGGCUCAGAUCGCUGCGGUCUGCAGAGAGUGUUUACAAGCACUGGAGUUCCUGCAUGCCAACCAGGUCAUCCAUCGAGACAUCAAGAGUGACAAUGUGCUGCUGGGAAUGGAUGGAUCCGUCAAAUUGACUGAUUUUGGCUUCUGCGCCCAGAUCACGCCAGAGCAGAGUAAGCGCAGCACCAUGGUGGGCACGCCGUACUGGAUGGCUCCCGAAGUGGUGACCCGGAAGGCCUACGGGCCCAAGGUGGACAUCUGGUCCCUGGGCAUCAUGGCCAUUGAGAUGGUGGAGGGCGAGCCUCCAUACCUCAAUGAAAACCCGCUCAGAGCGCUGUACCUGAUUGCCACUAACGGCACUCCGGAGCUGCAGAACCCAGAGAAGCUGUCUCCCGUCUUCCGGGACUUCCUGAACCGCUGCCUGGAGAUGGACGUGGAGAAGAGAGGAGGAGGCAAAGAGCUCCUGCAGCAUCCCUUCCUGAAGCUGGCCAAGCCUCUGUCCAGCCUCACUCCGCUCAUUCUCGCCGCCAAGGAGGCCAUGAAGAGCAAUCGCUAGCCUUACGCCGAUGCCAGUACUCAAGUGACCUUGUCUACUACAUUAAGAGAACAUCGGACUGUUUUCCCCUCUUGGCCCAAUGAACUCGCACAUAACUUGUUAUCUUUGCCAAACUGUCUGGUCACAGCGCACCAUGGUUAGCUGUACAGGGAAAGGGCCAUCUCACAGUCUUCAUUGUUGAUCUGAUGAGUAUUUUUGACCAUUCAUGGGAAUGGAACAAUGUAAUGUGAUGUAACAAUGUUUGUGUUUUGUUGGCGAUAUCGUUGUUGCCUGGCUUCACUAAGCCAUAAUUCUCUUUCUGUCUUUCUCUCUCUCUCUCUCUCUUCUCUCACUCUCAGUUUCUUUCUUCCUAUCCCAGGUAUACAUGAUACUUGAAAUCUGAUAGUCCUGUCCCAAUGAAUCUCUCACCCUGUGCUGACUACCUAUUUGCCUUUUCUUGUCUUAAAAUAUUUUUAACAAAGCGGAAAAUUGCUGUAUUGAAUGAAAUGUGUCAUUAACAGAGUUGGAGAAGUGAAAAAUAACUUUCAAAGUUUUGUUUUAAAUGUAUUAAAUCCUUUUGUAUAUUAUGUACUUUGAAUAGCAAAUAUAAAAGCAAAAGCAACACAAGACAUCAGGACAUUUUUGACUAGCUAUUUGAUAUUUAUGUGUAUGUAUACUGUGUUUUAUAUUUUUAACUAACAACCUGACAGAAUAUCCCAAUUUGAUUUAUUUCAACAGUCUCAGCCAAUGAUUUACUGUAUGUCUAUGUAUGUGAAGCCUGAUUUGUUUCUUAAGUAAAACAUCUAUACAUAUCAGUGGAAAUGUGUUCAACAAGACAUUCCAGUUACACAAACUUGUAAAAAUGCCCAAAGUUAUAAAGUGGUGAAACAAAAUUGAGUCCAUAAUUUAUGAGUAAAGUUUGACCAUGAAUCAAA
Molecule: messenger RNA, 2676 nt
Organism: Alosa alosa (allis shad)
Lineage: Eukaryota; Metazoa; Chordata; Actinopteri; Clupeiformes; Clupeidae
Gene: pak2a
Product: p21 protein (Cdc42/Rac)-activated kinase 2a
Biological process (GO): intracellular signal transduction; protein phosphorylation; regulation of axonogenesis
Cellular component (GO): cytoplasm
Molecular function (GO): protein serine/threonine kinase activity; ATP binding
Source: RefSeq, a predicted model, not a curated record